GCAGCUCGCAGGUAUUGGUGAAACAGGUGCACUCAGGGCCGUGAACACAGCAGCGAUCUGGGGAGUAACAGCGCCACAGGGAUCACCUGUACUGGAUUAUUUCUCUCGCUCUUCAACGGCUUUUUAACCUCCCUCUGUUUGAUCUAGUGUCCGGCGCCUGGUCCUGUUUCAACAGAAGGAAGAACUGAUGUCGGCGACUUGCGAGCUCAGCAGCAUCCUCACCAAAGCCAACCACGCCAUGUAUCAGAUCUCGGACCCCGGGCAGCCCGCGGGCAGCCUGUCCCUCGGCGACAGCAAGGACUCCCUGCAGCUGCUGACCAGCGCGCAGCUGCCCGCAGAGCUCCUGGGCCCCUGCAAGUGGUACAACACUGACCCGCAGUUCUGGAGCAAGCAGAACGUGCUGGAGUGGAUCAGCUACCAUGUGGAGGAGACCAAGUUCGACGCCAGCACCCUGAACAUGGCCUACUGCACCCUGGAGGGGUCCGUGCUGUGCCAGAUGUCCCGGGACACGAUGCUUUCCAUGUUUGGGCCACUGGGGGACCGACUGUACCACAGCCUGCAGGACCUGAAGGCGAAAAACAGUGUUGAUGACAUCACCAAUGACAUUCUGAACACCCUCUUCACUGACCUCCCGGAAAUCUUUGCCGAAGACACCUACAACCUCCUGCCUACAGUUGUUGUGGCUCCAGGACCCGGCUGCGGCACUGACUUCAGCAAACCAACCUCCCGGGAUGUGCAGAGUGAGCUGAAGAUGAUGGGUGAGCUGCCGUCCUGGAGCGACCUCGGGUACGAGUCUGGACCCACGUCCCCGGACAGCCUGGACAGCUCCAGCGCAGGGAUGCAGAACUUCCCCAGCUCCCCAGACUCCGGUGGAAGUGACUCCGAGCUGGACUUCUCCGAGAUGAGGCUCCCCAGUGCCACAGACAGUUACCAGGAGCCCGGCAGGGCGGAGCUCAAGCCUGGCAAGAGAGGAAGGGGGAGGCCCAGGAAGCUGAGCCGAGGUGCUGAGGACUGCAUGGACACCAAGAAGAGCAAACAUGCGCCCCGCGGCACGCACCUGUGGGAGUUCAUCCGGGACAUCCUGAUCCACCCGGAGCUGAACAACGGGCUGAUGAAGUGGGAGGACCGGCGGGAGGGCGUCUUCAAGUUCCUCAAGUCGGAGGCGGUGGCGCAGCUCUGGGGGCAGAAGAAGAAGAACAGCAGCAUGACGUACGAGAAGCUGAGCCGCGCCAUGAGGUACUACUACAAGAGGGAGAUCCUGGAGAGGGUGGACGGCCGGCGGCUAGUUUACAAGUUCGGGAAGAACUCCAGCGGCUGGAAGGUGGGGGAAGUGGGCCUGGGAAUGUGAGGUUUUUGGGAACGCCAUGGGAAGAGGAAAGGUGGAAGGCGGCGGAAAUCCUGCGGAGACUGGUGGCCUCUGGUUAGGGCACCUGUCCACGGUUCGAGCCGGGGGCGAGUCUGAGAGACGUGAAGGACUGGCAAUCCUGACAUUUGGUUAAAAACAUCCGGCCCAUCUGCAGGGCCACCAAGCGUGAACGCCUUUCAUUGUGGGGGCGUCUCUAAAAACGUAAGCCAACAUUUUGGCUAAAGUAGGUUGUAUGAACCGAAAAUGAUAUUGUAUUCUUGGUGAAUUUUAUUUUUUACUUUUGCUCUGUGCUUAUUUAACAUGCUUUCUCGUUAUUUUCACGGUUGAGAGUGCUGGUGAUGGGCUUGUUAUCCCUCCUCCCACCUGUGUCUUAUGGCCCAGAGAGCUCAGUACUGGUGUUUUUCUGAAGCUUUGUCUCAAUAUUUUGACCGAUGACUUUGAUUCACAUCCUCCUCGCCACUCUAGACUGGAGUGAUGACAAGCCCGUCAGUCCAGGUGUUUUUCACCUGCGCUGCAGCCUGUUCUGGAGCCGAGGGCUAGCAGAGGCACAGCUGGCUUUGCUAGCUGGGACUGUAAGAAGCACAUUCCCAGGCUCUGAGAGGAAAAGCCACAGAGAGCCCCUCAAAAACACCAUACUCCCUCCCUGGCCCAAGGCACAGGUACUUCCAGAUUGGAAAGUUAUACGAUACAAAGCACUUUGGUUUUACCUAUUUGGCGAGAUGAAGUAGGGAAAUUUGUAAAUGUAUCCAUCUUUUCUUCCUGAAGCACGAUUCCUUAUGUCUGUAUAUACCUCUUUAUCAGUGUAUUUUAUAAGUAAAGAUGUUUGUAAAUCAAGUUUUUAACAACAGAAUGAUUUAAGUUUUAUUCAGCUGGACUGGUAAUAUUUUUUCAAGAAAUACGUUUGUUAUGUAAGAAAAUCUUAAGAUGUUUUGAAAUGUAUAUGUACCUUUUGUACAAAACUAAGCUGUUUUUUUAAUAAAAGAGAAAGUAUUGGAGAGAAUGGUGUUGUUU
Molecule: messenger RNA, 2377 nt
Organism: Lepisosteus oculatus (spotted gar)
Lineage: Eukaryota; Metazoa; Chordata; Actinopteri; Semionotiformes; Lepisosteidae
Gene: elf3
Product: E74-like factor 3 (ets domain transcription factor, epithelial-specific)
Biological process (GO): cell differentiation; regulation of transcription by RNA polymerase II
Cellular component (GO): nucleus
Molecular function (GO): DNA-binding transcription factor activity, RNA polymerase II-specific; sequence-specific DNA binding
Source: RefSeq, a predicted model, not a curated record